GAUUAAUCGAACGAUUAUCGGGGAUCACUAGUGCCGAGUAUCGAGCCGAUUAACGAAACAAAACAAAUGAGAUUCGUCUGAUUUUUUUGGUAGAGGAAAAUGUGAGUGCUGAUACAGGACACAUUAAAUCUUCCAUUAUUACCAAUAGAGUAAUAAUCGUAAUAAAAUCGUGAUUAUUACAUAAUUCUACGAGUGGACCAUGUCCCAGCACUAUAACCGCUUCCUGAAGCUACUCGAACGUUGGCCGUUGGAUCAGAGCAAGGUAGGACGGGAUCUCGGACAGUAUCUGCGUGAUCAGUUGAAAGCCGUUCUGGGUGGUUCGAACAUUAUCGCCGUGAAUGACGAUCGGCUCGCACAGCAGCACCGUUCGCUGGAGAAUAUCGUUAACGACGUGCAUCUCAAGGCGUACCCACGAUCGCUCAAUUCAACCGCUACUGGGCUGACAGGAGAGCAGUGCCGGGAGGUGGUGUCCUCUAAGUUUCUGGAGUGUUUGAAUAAAAGCGACUCCGUGAAGUAG
Molecule: messenger RNA, 517 nt
Organism: Toxorhynchites rutilus septentrionalis
Lineage: Eukaryota; Metazoa; Arthropoda; Insecta; Diptera; Culicidae
Product: ubiquinol-cytochrome-c reductase complex assembly factor 2
Exons: 2
Coding region: 200-517 (105 amino acids)
Biological process (GO): mitochondrial respiratory chain complex III assembly
Cellular component (GO): mitochondrial matrix
Source: RefSeq, a predicted model, not a curated record